CAGCGGCGGCGGCGGCAGAGCGUCUCUUGCACCCCGGCGGCCGUCCCCAGAGGGCCCCUCUUUGGCUGCCUUAGAGACGGAGGCUGAGGAGGCCGCUGCGCCGCCACACCGAACAUCUUCGCCGCGCGGUUCCUCAUUAUCUGGGAAGAACAUGGCAGAUAAUCUUAGUGAUACCUUGAAGAAACUGAAGAUAACAGAUGCUGAGAAAACUGAGGAUUGUUUAGAAGGAUGCUUGGAUUGUCUGCUUCAAGCCCUGGCUCAAAAUAAUAUGGAAACAAGUGAAAAAAUCCAAGGAAGUGGGAUGCUUCAGCUGUUCGCAAGUCUGUUGAAUCCACAGUCUUCCUGCACAGCUAAAGUAGCCAACAUCAUAGCAGAAGUAGCUAAAAAUGAAUUUAUGCGAAUUCCAUGUGUGGAUGCUGGAUUGAUUUCACCACUAGUGCAACUGUUAAACAGCAAAGACCAGGAAGUUCUUCUUCAAACAGGCAGGGCUCUGGGAAACAUAUGUUAUGAUAGCCAUGAGGGCAGAAGUGCAGUUGACCAAGCAGGUGGUGCACAGAUUAUAAUUGACCAUUUAAGGUCACUGUGCUGUAUAACAGAUCCCGCCAAUGAGAAGCUGUUGACUGUCUUUUGUGGCAUGCUGAUGAACUAUAGCAAUGAGAAUGAUUCCCUUCAAGCACAGCUUAUCAAUAUGGGUGUUAUUCCUACAUUAGUGAAAUUACUGGAUGUCCACUGCCAAAAUACAGCUCUUACAGAGAUGUGUCUUAUUGCAUUUGGCAAUUUAGCAGAACUUGAGUCAAGUAAAGAACAAUUUGCCAGUACAAACAUUGCUGAAGAAUUGGUAAAACUUUUCAAGAAACAAGUAGAACAUGAUAAGAGAGAAAUGAUUUUUGAAGUUCUUGCUCCUUUGGCAGAAAAUGAUGUUAUUAAGCUACAGUUGGUUGAAGCAGGCCUAGUAGAGUGCCUCCUAGAGAUUGUUCAACAGAAAGUGGAUAGUGACAAAGAGGAUGACACUGCUGAGCUCAAAACUGCUUCAGAUCUAAUGGUUUUAUUACUUCUUGGAGAUGAGUCCAUGCAGAAAUUAUUUGAAGGAGGAAAAGGUAAUGUGUUUCAAAGGGUGCUAUCCUGGAUUCCAUCAAAUAACCACCAGCUACAGCUUGCUGGAGCAUUGGCCGUUGCAAAUUUUGCCAGAAAUGAUGGAAAUUGCAUCCAUAUGGUAGACAAUGGUAUAGUCGAAAAACUUACGGAUUUACUGGACAGACACGUAGAAGAUGGAAAUGUAACGGUACAGCAUGCAGCACUGAGUGCUCUUAGAAACCUGGCCAUACCAGUUGUUAAUAAAGCAAAGAUGAUAUCAGCUGGAGUCACAGAGGCAGUGUUGAAAUUCCUUAAAUCUGAAAUGCCUCCAGUUCAGUUCAAACUUCUGGGAACAUUAAGAAUGUUAAUAGAUGCACAAGCAGAAGCUGCUGAACAACUGGGAAAGAAUGUUAAAUUAGUGGAGCGUUUGGUAGAAUGGUGUGAAGCUAAAGAUCAUGCUGGUGUGAUGGGGGAGUCAAACAGACUGCUUUCUGCCCUAAUACGACACAGUAAAUCAAAGGAUGUAAUUAAAGCCAUUGUACAGAGUGGUGGUAUCAAGCAUCUAGUUGCUAUGGCAACUAGUGAACAUGUGAUAAUGCAGAAUGAAGCUCUUGUUGCUCUGGCACUUAUAGCAGCUUUAGAAUUGGGCACUGCUGAGAAAGAUUUAGAAAGUGCUAAACUUGUACAGAUUUUACACAGACUACUAGCAGAUGAAUUAAGUGCUCCUGAAAUCAAAUAUAAUUCGAUGGUCCUUACCUGUGCUCUCAUGGGAUCUGAAUCUCUACACAAGGAAGUAGACAAUUUGGCCUUUCUAGAAGUUGUUUCCAAGCUUUGCCGUCAUGAGAACAAAAGUGUUGCCCAGCAAGCCUCUCUUACAGAGCAAAGACUUACUUUGAAAAGUUGAGAAGUGCCACCCCCUGACAUAUGGCAUCCUCCCAUCUCUGUGAUUUCCCAUUUGUCCUCCAUUCAGCUGUCUUUUGCUUCAUUCUUUGUCAUAUCACUUGCGCAUGUGUGUAAUGGCCCAAUGACAACUGAAAAAAAACUACUGUAGGUACCUGCCCACUAAGAUCUCUAAAUCCAUAGUUAUUGUGAACAUGAAUUUAUCAAAAAAAAUCUCUACAUGUAACUGUUCUAUUUCAUAUAACGAACUACAGUAAGUAGAAUGUGCAUGUUAUAUUCCUAUGAUAUAAACUUGGUACUACAUAAUUAUUCAUUCCUCACACUUGCUGAACUACAUAAUGUACUGGUAAUUUAGAGGAAAAUACGAGUUGCAACAGAAUCUGUCUAGCAUGUUAAAGAUGGACGUGAAUAGUAAGAUUGGCUUCAGUUUUGGGCACUUGGGAAGCAUGGUAUCAAAAAACAAUGGUUGUUCAUUCAUUUGCUCUUACCUACUAAUGUUAUACCCUUGGUACCUAGAAUUUAAUAAAAUCCACUGCUCUCUCUUUAACCUGGUUUAUUCUGUUUCUAACUAUGGUAGUCUUUGAACGUGCCACAAACCUGGCAAGGCUUACUGAGGUUUUUAUCUUUAUAUUUAAUAAGUCAAUAGCCUGAUGUUGAAACCAUUUAUAAUUUCAAUAUGUAACAAAGGGGUUGAAGAAUCUCAAUUUUACUAGUACUUAUUUUAGCUUUAUACAGUUUCACCUUAGAAACAGUUAAUCAACAUAAUCAACAUUUCCAACACUUGUCUUUAAAAGUGAAAACAGAGCAUUUGUUUUCAACUGAGGAAAUAAAACAUAACUCAUUGGAACAUGA
This is a messenger RNA of Condylura cristata (star-nosed mole), 2826 nucleotides long. RefSeq names its product RAP1, GTP-GDP dissociation stimulator 1 (gene RAP1GDS1). The transcript has 15 exons. The record is from RefSeq and is a predicted model, not a curated record. Gene Ontology annotation, molecular function: guanyl-nucleotide exchange factor activity; protein binding. Bases 152 to 1978 code for a protein of 608 amino acids. Lineage: Eukaryota; Metazoa; Chordata; Mammalia; Eulipotyphla; Talpidae. Gene Ontology annotation, cellular component: cytosol. Gene Ontology annotation, biological process: positive regulation of GTPase activity.